AUGGCCGACCAACCAGCUGCAGAAGAACGUAAGCUAGCAGAAACGACAGGACUGACCCUUUCAGAGUACUGUGAACUGUGCGAGUUCGCAACCUACGACGUGGACGUCCUUCAUGUCCACUACAACCGCGUGCACUUCAGUGACGACCAUGAAGGCGACGAACUCUUCGCUAUCUCCCCUCCGGGAACUCCGAAAACCCAUGCCUCUCCGGCCUCUCCCGCCACGCCUCGCACCCCAGACGAGAGCGAGUGGCUCUCUCGCCGCCGGCCGGCGUACACGUUCUCAGACACGCUGCCGGAGCGUCUCCAUAUCGAUUUCGGAGAGGCGCUGAUGCUCCUCUCUUUCCUCCUCUUCGGGAACGUGGACUGCGGGAUGGUGUGGCGAUUCUCACCGAAGACGACGGAGGAAGAAAUCCACGCCUUUGAGCGCAACAACCAACUCGAUCCCGCCAAACGCACCAGGGCCAAUUUCGAGAAUCUCCUCCGCAUGCAGCCUGCUCUGGAGAGGGUGUGUGAUGAGAUCGGCUCCAUGAGUUAUUACAAGAUGCGCUUCCGUCCUUGGGCUCAGCAGCGACCCCAGCCUCCGGUGGACUACAGCGACGAGGACGAUGGAUAUUUCAUCGAGGAGUACGAGUCACCUGGCCUGACGUCUGACGAAGACGAGGGAGUGGGCAAGGACGAGGAAGUGCACUCUCCACCCUCCUCCGUUCCCGACUCGCAGGGUCUGCAGCUCCCCUCCGACAAUAAGGAGGAUCACGCCAGCUCUGAUGGCUCUGCGCCCGCGUCGCCCGCAUCGCUCGUCUCACCCAAUUCGCCCAUGCCAGAGUACACCUACCUUACCGACGCCGAGUAUGCCAAGUUGCGCCACGACCACCUAUCGCGCGAGUACGAAGACGAAUUCGAGCGCUCGCUUCGCUUCGCCUUCGGCGAGGACCAGGGACAGGGAUACUCUAUCCUCCGCACCUUUCUGAACGACGUGAAGAAAGCGAAUGCGCGCACGAUGAGGGAGUGGGAGGUGCAAGAGGAGAAGAGGCGGGAGAGGGGGUGGCUGUAUCUGGAUACCAGGGAGUGGGGGGAUGCGUAUCGACCCGAAGUUGAUUAUGAGCCAGUCCUGAAGGAGGCGAGCGAUGAGUCGGAAGAUGACGAGGACCUCAUUGAUGGACUCAUCAUUGUUCGAGACCAGUAA
Trichosporon asahii var. asahii CBS 2479 is the source of this 1185-nucleotide messenger RNA. RefSeq lists its product as uncharacterized. Lineage: Eukaryota; Fungi; Basidiomycota; Tremellomycetes; Trichosporonales; Trichosporonaceae. The transcript is spliced from 3 exons. The coding region runs from base 1 to 1185 and encodes 394 amino acids. The record is from RefSeq and is a predicted model, not a curated record.